CUGGUCGACGUCACUCAUUGUCAAACCCCAGACACAGAUCCAGUGAGCGGGUAAAUACUUCCUCAAACACGGCGCGCCGCUCAUUCUCUCAGUUUACACAGCAGCAGAGACAAUAAGAGACGAUUUAGUGAAACCUCUCGGACGUUGACGUUGGCAGAGUGAUAUCUCACCAUGGCUCCGUUCCUGCGGAUUGCCUUCAAUGAUUUUCAACUGGGAGACCUUCCCCCUAUGACAGAGCAACCAUUCUGUGCCAUCAAGAUGAAGGAAUCCCUCAGCACAGAGCGGGGGAAGACACUGGUCCAGAGGAAGCCUACUAUGUACCCUGUGUGGAAAUCCACAUUUGACGCACAUAUCUAUGAAGGCCGUGUCAUACAGGUGGUCCUGAUGAAAACGGCAGAGGAGCCUUUGUCGGAGGCAACGGUUGGGGUCUCUGUCAUUGCUGAGCGCUGCAAAAAAAGAAAUGGCAGUGCUGAGUUUUGGGUGGACCUGCAGCCUUCUGGGAAGGUGAUGAUGUCUGUCCAGUUAUUCUUAGAGGGUUCAGACCUAGAUUCAAAGUCCUCAAUGGCUAUGAAAGAAGACGACGGCGCUCUCACAAUAAACAGGAGGAGAGGAGCCAUCAAACAGGCCAAAGUUCACUGUAUCAAGAACCACGAGUUCACAGCCACCUUCUUCAAACAGCCCACCUUCUGCUCGGUCUGCAGGGAGUUUGUGUGGGGUCUCAACAAGCAGGGCUACAAAUGUAGGCAAUGCAAUGCUGCUAUUCACAAGAAGUGCAUUGAUAAGAUCAUUGGGAGAUGCACAGGAACAGCGACCAACAGUCGAGAUACAAUGUUUCAGAAGGAGCGCUUUAAGAUCGACAUGCCACAUCGCUUCAAGACCCAUAACUACAUGAGCCCGACCUUCUGUGAUCACUGUGGGAGUCUGCUGUGGGGAAUGGUCAGACAAGGCCUCAAGUGUGAAGAAUGUAGUAUGAACGUUCAUCAUAAAUGCCAGAGCAAGGUUGCCAACCUCUGCGGAAUCAACCAGAAGCUCCUGGCUGAGGCUUUGACUCAAGUUAGCCUGAAAUCUUCCACAAAGCGUCCAGAUCCCACUCUGUCAGAAAUUGGAAUCUAUCAAGCCAUAGAUAAAAACGUGCCAGGGGACCCUACGGAAGGCUCUGGAAAACUGUGGGACGAUAUGACCCCUGCCCCUCACAGCACCACCAUCACAUCUCGUGUCUCUGUAAACAACUUUGUCUUCCACAAAGUACUAGGCAAAGGCAGCUUUGGAAAGGUGAUUCUCGCUGAGCUCAAAGGAAGGGGAGAAUAUUUUGCUGUAAAGGCCCUGAAGAAGGAUGUGGUGCUUAUGGACGAUGAUGUGGAGUGCACAAUGGUGGAAAAAAGAGUGUUAGCGUUAGCCUGGGAAAACCCUUUCCUCACACACCUCUACUGCACCUUUCAGUCGAAGGAGCACUUAUUCUUUGUGAUGGAGUAUCUGAAUGGAGGAGAUCUGAUGUUCCACAUUCAGGAUAAGGGCCGUUUUGAUUUGUACAGAACCACGUUUUAUGCUGCUGAAAUCAUCUGUGGACUACAGUACCUCCAUUCUAAAGGAAUUAUAUACAGAGAUUUAAAGUUGGACAAUGUGAUGCUGGACAAGGAUGGACAUAUUAAGAUUGCAGACUUUGGGAUGUGCAAAGAGAACAUGCUUGGAGAAAACAGAGCGACCACAUUCUGUGGCACGCCAGAUUAUAUUGCUCCCGAGAUCCUGCUGGGACAGAAAUACAGUUUCUCUGUGGAUUGGUGGUCGUUCGGCGUGCUGCUCUACGAGAUGCUGAUUGGCCAGUCGCCGUUCCAGGGCGAUGAUGAGGAUGAGCUGUUUGAGUCGAUCCGCAUGGAUGUACCUCACUACCCACGGUGGAUUACCAAAGAGGCCAAAGACCUGCUGGAGAAAUUAUUUGAACGGGAUUCAACUCGACGGCUAGGUGUUGUGGGAAAUAUCCGCGGACACGCCUUCUUCAAGACAAUCAACUGGCUUGCUCUGGAGAAACGAGAGGUGUCUCCCCCGUUCAAGCCAAAAGUGAAAUCCCCCAGUGACUGUAGCAAUUUUGACCGGGAGUUCCUCAGUGAGAAGCCCCGUCUCUCUCAAAGUGACAAGAACCUGAUAGACUCCAUGGACCAGUCUGCCUUUGCUGGCUUCUCUUUCAUUAACCCCAAAAUGGAGACCAUUAUAGAAAAAUAAGACAUUCACACCAGGAUCCUGUAAACCUGCCCAACUCAAAUCAAAACGGCGCAUAGGAGCCAGGAGUUCAACCAGUGUUACACUUGUUAUACUUUCUGGAUGGUCCAAAUAGAUAAUGCUGUAUUUAUGUCUUCUUCAAUCAAUUGAUCAAAACUUUAAAUCAAAACUUUAUUUGAUGAUGUACUAUAUUUGUUCAUGUAAUAUCUCUAAUGAAUGUUCAUGGGAUUAAAUGACGCCCUUACUAUCAUACAUCCAAACAGACAGACAAAAAGGGAUUUUAGAAACCCAAAGAAAGGGAAUGUAUAUUUUAGUCUGUAUAAUAUGCUGGGACUUUGCAAUCUGAUUGAAUAGUGGCCUUCUUAACACUCUUGAAUCCUUCUUGUUUUCCCUCAUACAACAUUUUAUUGUUAAACAGAAUCUCGUGCUAAGGUUUGUUUGUGGGAUAAUUUGGUGGUUAUUUUUUGUAUCUGUCCUCUCUUGUUGAUCUUGUUCUACAGUGUGAGUUGUAAUUAUAAGAUGCUGAUUUUGCCAGCGUGAGCUGAGCGUGCACAGAAUAGUGUUGUUUUUUUCCACUAUGGAUCUAUAAUGGCGGUCUAGUGUAGGUGAACCUAAAACCUCUUCAAUAUGAAAACCUACAAAUAUGAAUGUCUUGCCAGACAUAUUGUUAAUAUAUAGGGUUGCUUUUAUGGUACUGUAAUAGGUAGUAUAUUGGUACACUAUAUUGGUGGGUGGAGGAUAUACAUCUCCUAAGCAAGUGAGAGUAUAAAUAUAUGUCCUAUUAUUUAAUGUCGGUAUUUUAAUAACAAUACUGUAUAUAACAAUAUAUGUAUAUUAUUCUGAAUUGUUGUUGUUACUGGAGGUAAUAAUGUUGUCUUUUUUUUACUGAAUUUACUCCUCAGAACGCAACACCAUUAAAGGUUUCUUUAACUUAAA
This is a messenger RNA of Carassius carassius (crucian carp), 3150 nucleotides long. Its product is annotated as protein kinase C delta type-like. Lineage: Eukaryota; Metazoa; Chordata; Actinopteri; Cypriniformes; Cyprinidae. The coding region runs from base 172 to 2217 and encodes 681 amino acids. The transcript has 16 exons. Gene Ontology annotation, biological process: protein phosphorylation. The record is from RefSeq and is a predicted model, not a curated record. Gene Ontology annotation, molecular function: diacylglycerol-dependent serine/threonine kinase activity; ATP binding.